CGGUCCACACCACACGUACACACGUACAGAGGAUAUUUCAUCAUCGUGCAUUUAAAGGAAGUUGUACCAUACUCAGAUAUCAUCAGAAUUAGCCAUUUAUUUCAUUUAAACUGGUGGGAUUUUGUCAUUGAGCGUCGAUUUUAACACAGUUAGAGCUAGUUGUGUUAGACAUCAGUGGGUCCGUUUUUUAACGGUAGUGUUCAGAAAUUAAAUUGAUCCAUUCAAUUAUGCACUGACUGAGAUUUUUGUGAAAACCUCAAAGACAUCGCACUGGCUUUGAAAUGCUGGUCGAAGUUUUUGUCUUCAGUUUAUGACUGUUUCUGGGGUGUGAAAGAACUCGAGCCAAACGAGAACACUAUGAUAUCGACCAUGGAGAUCGGCCAGGUGUCAACCCGCCGGGAAUACAGGCCCGAUAACUGGUGUUGGGACGGCCAGAGCAAAUCGUCCGAUGUGCAAUUAUCUUCUAAUCACUUAGCUGCGUAUUUCCAUAUAGAUCCCGUUGAGGACAGUACCGGUACAGCAGGCGUCCGAGGGACACAAGGAUUCAAUGAAGGGGAAUACUAUUGGGAGGUCAUCUUUACUGAGCCUGCAUUCGGGACAUCCGUCAUGGUCGGGGUUGGAACACAGAAAGCUCUACUACACACUAAUAACUAUCAGUACAUUGACAUGCUAGGCAUGGACGACCAGAGUUGGGGUUUAUCCUACAAGGGGACCGUCUGGCACAACGGCACCUGCAGACAAUACUGUGAACCGUUCUACGAGAACAACACCAAUAUUGGCAUUCUACUUAAUCUGUAUGCUGGUACGCUCACGUUCUUCAAGAAUGGUAUUAACCUAGGAGUUGCUUUCAAAGAUUUACACCAAGGUGGGGAGGAGCUCUACCCCUUGGCCUGUUCAACGGCAGCCGAGACUGAACUGGAACUCGGAGAACGAAGCUCGCGCAAGCUCCGCUUACAGGAUAAAUGCUACGCCGCCAUCUUGCAGAGCAUGGGACUGAACGAUAACGACAUCGACAUCCUACCCCUUCCCAAUACCAUGAAGCAUGACCUGAAGAAAGAUCGGCACAAUGCUAGCUAUAACGCGGCUGGGUGCUACUGAAAUUGAAAUUACGUUUGUACGACCAGUGAAAUAUAUUUAGAGACUAAAACUUAUAUAUUUAAAAACAAAAAUAUUAUUUUUCUUUAUUAUAACAGAAUAUAUGUUGAAAUGUAAACUUUUGGUGAUAUAUUGGGGAGGGAGAGGGGACUGUGCGGGCAGACAAAAAAGUAUUUUAAUUUUUAGUUUUUGAAAAACAAAUAUUGGGGACAUCUGAAAAAUCAUAGAGACAUGGUUUCUCUCCGUUCGUACUUCUGUAGUAUACAGAAAUUUCACCAAAAGUCUACAUGGGCCUUUGUAGUUUUUUUCAGUAGUAAACCUCCUUCUGUUGUGUUUAUACUUAAUUAAAAAUUAAGAAGGAACGAAAAUGAAAUAACUCAGGAUUUUAGUCCCUUUCUCUUGGAACCAUUUACAUGACUUUUUCCGGACGUUUGACGAGUUCUGAAAAAAAACUGUACAAGUCUUUAAGACACUGGACACUAUUGGUAAUUGUCAAAGACCAGUCUUCUCAA
This is a messenger RNA of Asterias rubens (European starfish), 1607 nucleotides long. RefSeq names its product SPRY domain-containing SOCS box protein 3-like. Gene Ontology annotation, molecular function: protein binding. The record is from RefSeq and is a predicted model, not a curated record. NCBI's taxonomy places the organism in Eukaryota, Metazoa, Echinodermata, Asteroidea, Forcipulatida, Asteriidae. Gene Ontology annotation, cellular component: SCF ubiquitin ligase complex. The transcript is spliced from 5 exons. Gene Ontology annotation, biological process: proteasome-mediated ubiquitin-dependent protein catabolic process. The coding region runs from base 358 to 1098 and encodes 246 amino acids.